Messenger RNA from Symbiodinium natans, 1392 nucleotides. The record is from the annotation of a GenBank genome assembly. NCBI's taxonomy places the organism in Eukaryota, Dinophyceae, Suessiales, Symbiodiniaceae.
AUGCCGGUGGUGUCGAUCAGCAAGCCGUUUCAGACCCCGCUGGAGAAGUUUUGCCGACCGGAGCCGCUGUCGCUGGAGGAGGUGGCCGAAGUCAAAGCACUUCUGCAAUCCAAGGGGACACUGGACUAUUCCCGGGCGAAGUGCAAAGAUGCACGGGGGAAGCCCACGGGACCUUUCAGCGCGUCCGCGGCCAACGCCAAGGGCGACCACACCGGCUCCAGCAUGUUCGGGAGCUGGCUGAGAGAUAACUGCAUCAUCGCCUACGGCAUCUGGCUCACCGAUCCCGAUGGAAGCGGCGGGGCUGAUGCCGUGGCGUGCCUCAACGCCAUUGCGACUUUUUUGCUCACCUAUCAGUCGCAUAAGAUGGAACUAGUCAUCAACGGCCACAAGAACGUGAAGGGCGAUGAGCAGACGUGGAUGGAUCGCCCUCACAUCCGCUUCAUCGGCGAGACCGGAAAGGAGGACACCAAGUGGUACAACCACAAGCAGAACGACGCCCUGGGCUACUUCCUGUGGGCUCGAACCCAGCUGGCACUGGCCGGAAAGAUGCCGUUUACAGGCGAUCACCUCAAGCUUUGCGCGCAGCUCUUCGAUUUUCUGCGGGUGAUCGAGUGCUGGGAGGAUCUGGAUGCGGGACAUUGGGAAGAGCACUCUGCGCAGCACGCCUCCUCCCUUGGCCCGGUGUUGGCUGCCGUCCGAAGCUUUCAGAAGGCGCUGGACGCCAAUCCCGGAUGGGUCUUCCCUGGCAAGAGCGACACGCUACAGGUGCUGGAGAAGAAUCUCGCGGCUUCCCUCAAGCAGAUUCUGCCCAACGAGGUGGUCAAGCCGAAGCAGAAUGCAAAGGAUGCGGAUGGAGCGCUCAUCUUCCUUUGCUAUCCGUUGGAGGUCGUGGACGAUGAUAUGGGUGCCAAGAUCCUCCAGCAGAUGGAGAAAAUCACGGGCCACAUCGCCGUGUGCCGGUAUCGCAAGGACAGCUACUGGUGCAAGGACUACAAGGAGCUUUACGCCGACCCUACGAAGCACUUCACCGAUGAAGAGCUGAAGGAGCGGGAUGCCAACAUCAAGCCUGGCGAAGAGGCUCAGUGGUGCCUUUUCGACCCCAUGAUCAGCGCCUACUACGGCAAGCUGUACCAGAAGACGCAGAAGAGCGAGUACCUCAGCAAGCAGCAGCUGUUCCUCGCGAGAUCUCUCGCAGCCAUCACGGGCGACGAGUGCGAGUUCGGCCCCUGGAUGUGUGCCGAGGCCUACUACUUGGCCAAGGGCAAGUGGCAGCCUAACGACAACACGCCCCUGGUGUGGACAAUGGUCGACCUCAAGAUGGCGCUGUAUGAGAUGGAGCGAAGCCUGGGAGGAACAGGCCUUCCCUCCUCAUCGUUCUGCGCCAUUCUGUGA